Saprolegnia diclina VS20 is the source of this 2152-nucleotide messenger RNA. RefSeq names its product TKL protein kinase. Gene Ontology annotation, biological process: protein phosphorylation. The coding region runs from base 49 to 2103 and encodes 684 amino acids. Lineage: Eukaryota; Oomycota; Saprolegniomycetes; Saprolegniales; Saprolegniaceae. The record is from RefSeq and is a predicted model, not a curated record. Gene Ontology annotation, molecular function: ATP binding; protein kinase activity. The transcript has 7 exons.
CGGGGACAUGCAGAGAGCAGGUCGCACCAGAUCACGGACGCCGGCUUCAUGGCGACUGGCCUCACGCCACAUGGACUGCGCCGACGACUUGCGCCGUCUCGGCGAAGCCAAGCAGCGUCGAACGACCUCUGGCUCGUCUCGCCCUGCGACGCCUGCUCGGGAAUGAGCAGCACUGUCUGCAUUCGGUCCUCGCCGAGCGUAUCGUACACCAACCUCGCGCUCGGGGCGUACUCGUGCAACAACAGCUCGUGCAGCCAAUGCAUCGACCGGUUCAAAAACGACGAAGGGACGACGUGGACCUUCAACACGGCCAUGUGGCCGCCGGGCGCGCCGCUUCGCGUCAACUUUAGCGCCACCGAGAACAGCAGCACGGGGCCGACCACCAUCAUCUUUUCCGGAGCAGCAAGUGCGGCGAGCUCGACGCGCGUCCCUGCGCUUGACGUGAGCGGUCUAGCCCGUCUCUCCACCUUGUACUUGCAGUCGCUCAAUGUGACGCCGCUCAUGACGCAGACGCGCUCGUUUGGGCUGCCACAAAACUUGACUACGCUAUCACUCACCGACUGCGCGAUGGGCAAUUUCACUUUGCCGUCAUCGCUGUCGACCCUCCAAACACUAACCAUUCGAUCGAGCAUGGCCGUUGACGUCAACCUCUCUUGGCUCAACGUCUCGGGGUUUCGCUCGUCGCUGCAAACACUUACAGUCGAGAACGUGACACUUCUCGACGCGGCGACCUUGAGCAAGAGCAUUCGACACUUUCACUUGACGUCGCUGAGCUUCCGGCACACGAACUUCGAGCUGACGCCCGUCUCGAUCAAGACGUUCUUGUCGCUCCGAGCGAUACCGUCGCUCGCCUUGGACGACUUGACGCUGCCGUGCCCCUACUAUGCCCACAAGCUCUGUCUGCACGAUACGAGCAUUUGCGUCUACCGCCCGAGGCCCCGAACACCAGUCGAUGACAACAUGUCGAAUGAAGUCAGCGCGUGGAUCAUCUUGAUCUCGAUGACGCUGACGACGCUGUAUGGCCUCGUCAUGCGCUACCGCAGCAAGCGGACGCCGACCAAAGCCCCCAAGACGCGCAACGACGUUGCAAUCGACAGCCUCCUCGACACGUCGUCGCAGCAGCCGUCGUCGCACCGACACGUCCGGCUCUUGACGCAGCCGCCGCCGUCGCGUUCUUUGUACUCGGGCGACGGCACCGUCGAAAGCGUCCUCCGGCAGGCACCUUCGCUAGCCCUUCUCGACGCAAGCGACAUCCUCGAAACGUUGAUUUUGUACCACCAAGGACCCCACAUUUAUGUCGCCCAAGGCGUGUACGUCCCCGACGAUGGCCGCAUCCAGCUCAAGCAAAUCUCGGGGUACGAGUCGUACCUCGUGAGCAUGGCGCGGACCAUCGUCGACCUCGCCAAGCUGUCGCACCCGCACGUUGCGCAGCUUCGGGGCAUCGUUGUCGUGUCGCCGUCGUCGCUCGCUGUCGUGAUCGACGACUGCUCCGACAACGGCCCGCUCCUGUACGCGCGGUCGUCGUCCGCGGCGGGGAAGGCCAAGAUGGCACUCGACCUCGCGUGCGCCCUGGCGUACUUGCACAGCGCUCAUAUUGUGCACGGGCAUCUCACGGCCGACACGGUGCUCGUGGAUAGCAUUGGGGAUGUCUACCUCAACCCGCUCGAUGUGCUCGCAAGCCACGUGUAUGCAGCGCACUCGACGGACGCGCUGUACGUGGCGCCCGAGGUGCUCCUCGAGUCCAAGGCGACGCCGACGAGCGACGACGACGAAGUGACUGCGCGCCGCGUGCGCUUUGCGUCGCCGGCCGCCGACGUCUACGCGUUCGGCGUGCUCUUGGCCGAGAUCGACGUGGGCGAGAGCGCGAAGACGUACUUGACGCGCAAGUGCCUCUCGUUCCAGGACAAGGCGAUGCCAGUCGCGCAGCUCGUUGGGCUGCGGCACGCGCUCACGUUUUACCGCGGGCAAUUCCAGCAAGUGAUCGCGCUCUGCCUCCACGAAGACCCGUCGAGUCGACCGACCAUGGCCGAUGUUGUCGAGUACCUUGUAGACCCGAGCCCGACGCUACUGGGAGAAUCGCCACCGCUGCUGUCGGCGUCAUGACAGCCAUCAGAUAAGGCCCAAGCAGCGACUGUACUCUAGUGUUCUUGCG